Molecule: messenger RNA, 3063 nt
Organism: Durusdinium trenchii
Lineage: Eukaryota; Dinophyceae; Suessiales; Symbiodiniaceae
Source: the annotation of a GenBank genome assembly
AUGCUCCACCGACUUCACCAGGUGGUUGACGUCAACGAACUGGGUUCGAGUUUACCGAGCUCAGGUGCUCCAAACGACUUUGCUUCUUCGGCUCGGUCAAUUGAACGCCUGUGUUUGCGUGCAGAACGUUCUGGGCCUUCUGGCUGGGAGCAGGUGCUGCCACAAAUCUCGGAGCACGCCUCACGCUUCCCCAAAGAUGCGCAGGCCUGGAUCUAUUUGGCUCGGGCAAAGAUGGCAUUGGGCAGCAAGCGAGAAGCCUACCGAUCCUUGCAGGAGGCUUUGGCUCUAGAUGAGGAAGUCUACCUGGGCCAUUCCUUGAGUGUCCUUGCAGCUCAAGGAUUCCUCGAUCAGCGUUCGUGGCCACAGGUUGCGAAGCACGCUGAGGCGGCCUUGAACUGUCGUCCUGGAGACCCAGAGGCCCUGGAACUGCUUUUCCAGGCACAAUCUUCGUUGGAAGAAAGGGCCAAGGCGCAGGAGACUCUUCGAAGUCUGCGGCAGGCAGAUCCACAACGCUGCAUGUCCCUUCUUUUGGAACUGGCAUACUCCACUCAACCUCCUGUCGAGCGGCACAGGUGGCUUUCUGAGGCCUAUGCUUGUGCACGUGGCGGUGCCUCCCGGAAGCUGUUGCAUGACCUUGCAGAGGCAAGUUUGGUGAUCGACCGCCGGGAGGAAGCGCUGGCAUACUUUGAGCAGGCUUUCAAUCACCCUGAGGGUCCAGACAUCGACACAGCAAAAGCGCUGGCUCAGAUGUAUGUGAGAAAGGACCGAGUCACGGAUGCCUUAGAGGUCUAUAGGGUUGCUCUCCAGAGCUGCCCAGGCAGUUGGAGUCUUAUUCGUGGCUAUGGCCAGCUUCUCCUGAAGGAGGGCCGUAGCAGCGAGGCAAUCGGUGCCAUCAGCCGAGGUGCGAAGCUUGCUCCACCCAUGGAGGCCUCGGCUUUGCACAGUAUUUUGGCAGAGAUGCAUCAGAACCUUGGUCAAGCUGGAGAGGCCCUCAUUGCCUGGGAGGCUGCUGCGAGCUUGAAUCCUGAGAGCUUAGCUGCCUGGCGCGGUUUGGCAGCUGCCUCCAAGAGCGAUGCGCCACUGCAGAUGAGAGCCUUAAAGCGCUUGGUGCGGUUAGAGCCCAGCAAUGCCGAAUGGCAUGCCCAAUUGGGAGCUCUUCGCUUGGCUUCAGACCUCGAUGUCGUAGAAGCGGAGGCAGAUCUUGAGCGUGCAUUGAAACUGGACCCAUGCAAUGGCCUUGCUUUGGAGCAAAAGUCAUUGCUGUUGGAGCAAGCUGGCAAGGACGCCCAAGCCAUUGGCUUCCUGGAGACUGCAGCUAGACAGAACCUCCAGUCCAAGGAGGUUCUGGAAGUGGUGGCCAAGGCACGCUGGCGUCGGGGUCAUUUCCGAGAGGCUGCGUCCUGGUACCAGGAGUUAGAACGCUUGGAUGACGGCCCCAUGUGGCCCUGCCGCUUGGGCCAGGCUCAGCUUCAUUUGGAGGCCGUGAAGGAUGCGCGAAGCAGUUUGCAACGUGCCGGUGAGCGUUUGCAGAAAGCCGAAAAGGCCAUGGACCCACCAAAUCCACCUGCAGAAGCUGAAAUUCGAACAUGGGUUGGCUAUGGACAGCUUUUGCAAGGUGAUUAUGAAGGGGCACUGGAGAAGCUGUCACAGGCUGCGCGCGUGUCUUCUCAAGCGUCCACACACUUGUUCCAGGCUCUAACUUUGCACCUUUUGGGGCGUGAUCCCUCCGGUGCUCUUCGGACUGCUCGUCUUUUUGAGCCGCGGCUGGUUGAGGUGGCUCAUCGCUCCCUGCCUGCCCUGCCAAGCAGGCUGCAGCAGGAGGUUGAGACUCUUCUGGCCGGUUCCGGGAGCGUGGCCCAGAGCGGAUAUCCGAGGCAGCCGGCUGAAAGUGGCAAGGCUGCAGAAGACGACUUCAAGGUCGGGCAGAAGAUUGAGGUCUACAGCAAAAGUGGGGGUCGCUGGUUUCCAGCGGAGAUCAUCCAGGCUGAAGCGGAGACUGUGAAGGUCCGAUACUACAUGGUUGACGAGAAGCAGUUGUCAGGAACUUCCGUUGCCUACGAGAAGCUUCUCUUGCGCAACUCCGAGAAUCUCAGGCGAACGGCCGAGACAAAGAUCGAGGAGGUUGCAGAGAAGGGCAUCGAUGCAGACAGCAGCAAAGUGCGAGGAGUGUCGCCCAGAACACCAAGGGCCGAGACAAGACCUGCAGUGGCCAGCUUCUCAAAAAAGGAGGUCCAAGAAGAACCUCAAAAGCUGCUCUUGAACUCUGAAGACCUGAAAAUAGACAAGGUGCUCGGUUCUGGCGGCUUUGGCGCGGUCUACCGUGGCACUUACCUGGGACAGGAGGUAGCGAUCAAGAAGCUUCACCUUAUCGAUGGGCAGGUUUCCAGCGAGCAAGUGGCUGAGUUCAAGAAAGAGGUGAUGAACUUGCAAGCUCUUCGCCAUCCUCGACUUGUCAGCUUCAUUGGCGCUGCACUGGCUGUACCCUCAUUAAUGAUUGUUACUGAAUUCAUGCCCAAUGGGUCAUUAUACGAGGCAUUGCAUCAGCGCAAGCUGAAAAUGGAACACAACCAGCGCAACAAAAUUGCCACACAGGUUUCUGAAGGGGUGAGCUUCUUGCAUGGCAGGGCGCCACCCUUUGUUCACCGGGACUUGAAAAGCAUGAACGUUGUGAUGGAUUUCGAUCUGAACGCAAAGUUGUGCGACUUCGGCCUUACCCAGUCAAUGGAGAAGACCCACAUCAGUCGUAGAGACAAUGAGGGAGGAUCUCCACGGUAUAUGGCUCCUGAACUCUUCGAUUCGCGAGGAAAGAUCACUGAAAAGGUGGAUGUAUGGGCAUUGGGCUGUUUGGUGGUGGAAGUAAUUUCCAGCAGGUUGCCUCAUGAGGAGUGCACAUCAAUCCAGCAAGUCAUGACGAAGACCCUUGUGGAGAAGCAACUGCCCUUCAAUGACUGGCGCGGAGUCAGCUCCAGUGUGCAGCGAGUUGCUGAACUUUGCUUCAUGUUUCCCCCAGAGAGCCGCACAAGUGCCGCACAUCUCUUGGAGGCAUUACAACGUCUCCGAUAA